AAACUCUACACAAGAACAGGAGUGCUUUGGGAAGGUUUCAUUUCUUGCAGCACGCUAAACGGUCACAUUAUUGUUUCCCGACCAAGAAUUUACCAAUAAAAUGCAUUUAAAUAAAUAUAGUGAAGUAGUGGAACGGCUUGAGAACGAGGAAUUCGAGCAAGUCGAAUUGGGAGCUGAAGUCUACCAGCAAUUACUUGCUAUUUAUCUCUAUCAAAACAAACUGGCCGAUGCCAAGUUGUUGUGGAUGAGAGUUCCAGCUAACCUAAAGGAUGACAAGGAACUGAUCCAACUGAACCUGCUCAAUAUUUCCCUGCAGAACAAUAACUAUGCCGAUUUCUUCAAACACAUCAAGUAUGAGUGGUCGGAAAGAGUAAAGUCACCUGUGGAGGAUCUUCUAAAUAAGCAACGCGAAGAGCUGUUCAAACUAAUGGGCAGCGCUUAUGUGUCCAUUUACCAGCAUAAUCUACUGGAAUUGUCACUAAUGUCGGAGGACGAAUUGAAACGCGUCUGUGCGGCCUUAAAUUGGACUGAGGAACUGGACGGUGACCGGGUGAUCCUGAAGCCCAAGGUUCAGGAAGCACCGCCAACUCGUGGAAACGAUGACCAGCUGCUUAAGUUGACCGAGUUUGUAACCUUCCUAGAGAAUUAAGCCUCAAUAAAUUUCAAUUUUUGUAUAAA
Molecule: messenger RNA, 678 nt
Organism: Drosophila simulans
Lineage: Eukaryota; Metazoa; Arthropoda; Insecta; Diptera; Drosophilidae
Gene: CSN8
Product: COP9 signalosome complex subunit 8
Exons: 4
Coding region: 101-649 (182 amino acids)
Biological process (GO): COP9 signalosome assembly; protein deneddylation
Cellular component (GO): COP9 signalosome
Source: RefSeq, a predicted model, not a curated record